AUGAAUGGCGACGACGAAGAUUUUGGCCCAGAGAUGCCCCCGGACGACGACGAGGAUCGCUUCUUCGGCGGGGGUCUUAGCAAAGAAGAAUCGCAAAUCAUUGACUACGUGGACGACGCAGAUGACGGGAGGAAUGUUGACAAGAUCGACGCUGGCUGGCUGCGAAAAACAGCCCUUCAUUUUGAGAAACGCAUCUCUAAAAACGCCGAGCUGAGGUCCAAAUUCGAAAACGAGCCACAGAAGUUCAUAGGGAGCGAAGCCGACCUGGACACCGAUAUCAAAUCUCUCUCAGUCUUGGCUGAGCACCCUGAACUCUAUCCCGAGUUUGUCCGCCUCGGAUGUGUUGAUCGUUUGAUCGGCUUACUGGCUCAUGAAAACACCGACAUCGCAAUCGACACAAUAGAAAUAAUCAGCGAGCUUACGGAUGAAGACGUUGGGGGAGACGAGGGCGAGGUGGUCAUGCUGCUCAACGCAAUGUUGGAGGCGGAUUUAUUAGCCCUCCUCGUGUCCAACCUGGGCCGUUUGAACGAGGACGACGAGUCAGAUAGAAGUGGUGUCUAUCAUGCGCUGAGCGUGAUCGAAAACAUCUCUCUACGGGUGGCCACGGCUACGCGCGUCAGUCAAGACCGGGGCAUUUUGGAUUGGCUGCUUCAACGCUUGCAACGCACCGAGUCAAGCACCACGCAGAACCGGCAAUACGUAGCCGAAAUCCUCGCCAUUUUGUCGCAAGCAUCUGCGAAUUGUCGAUCCCAGUUGAUCAAGCUUGACGUCGUGGACGUACUUCUCCAGCUCGUUGCAGUCUAUCGGAGACGAGAUCCCGAGAGAGGCGGCGAUGAGGAAGAAUAUGUGGAGAACCUGUUCGAGGCUGUGACGUGCUUAGUCGACGAAGCCGAUGGCAAAGACAAAUUUGUCGAGGCAGAGGGCGUUGAGUUAUGUUUGCUCAUGCUCAAGGAAGGAAAGAUGAGCAAAGCGCCAGCCCUUCGCCUCCUGGAGCAUGCAUCAACAGGCAGCAGUGCUUUUAAUGUCUGCUGCAAGAUCGUUGAAUCAGGCGGUCUCAAAACGACAUUCUCACUCUUCGCAAAGACUCGUGACCAUCGCCUGUCUAGCCAUCUCAUAGUCAUUUUUGCGUCCAUGCUUCGCGUGUUGCCUGGCGACUCCGCGGAACGAAUACGUACGUUGGCCAAAUUCGUCGAGAAGGACUACGCGAAGGUUGGGAAACUCGUGGAGCUUCGCCGUCACUACAGCCUGCGCGUGAAACUGGCUGAGCAGCAGAAUGCUGAGGAGCGCAAGCUAGCCUCUGAACAGGACGCACCUGACAGAGAGAUCGAGUGGCUUUCCCGGCGCCUCGAUGCCGGUCUUUUCACCUUACAAACGAUUGAUGUUGUUUUGGCGUGGCUCAUGGUCGAAGACAAAGGCGCUAGGUCUAGGGUUGCAGAGGUUCUAGCCCAAGAAGACCUGCCGUUGUCCGUGAUCAAAGCCACACUCACGGAGCAGAUGGAAAACUUAGACACCAGUCAACAACAUGCUCAAGAUUUGAAGGAUAUGCUAGAGACUCUGGUCGAUUUCCUGCGGUAA
Messenger RNA from Emericellopsis cladophorae, 1575 nucleotides. RefSeq lists its product as uncharacterized. Gene Ontology annotation, cellular component: spliceosomal complex. The coding region runs from base 1 to 1575 and encodes 524 amino acids. NCBI's taxonomy places the organism in Eukaryota, Fungi, Ascomycota, Sordariomycetes, Hypocreales, Bionectriaceae. The record is from RefSeq and is a predicted model, not a curated record. The transcript has a single exon.